This is a messenger RNA of Phasianus colchicus (ring-necked pheasant), 1944 nucleotides long. The record is from RefSeq and is a predicted model, not a curated record. Lineage: Eukaryota; Metazoa; Chordata; Aves; Galliformes; Phasianidae.
GUGCUUGGGAGAUGGGAAGUAAUGAUAGCUGGCACCUGAACUAAAAUAUCUGUGUAGACGCUACUGUCCCAGAACUUCAGGAUGAAUGGGGAUAUGCCUCAUGUUCCCAUCACUACUCUUGCAGGGAUUGCUAGUCUUACAGACCUUUUGAACCAGCUGCCUCUUCCAUCACCUUUACCUGCUACAACAACAAAAAGCCUGCUCUUCAAUGGACGGAUAGCUGAAGAGGUGAACUGCCUUCUGGCUUGCAGGGAUGAAAAUCUGGUUUCACAGCUUGUCCACAGUCUCAAUCAGGUGUCAACAGAUCACAUAGAACUGAAAGAUAAUCUUGGCAGCGAUGAUCCAGAGGGAGAUAUACCAGUCUUGCUGCAGGCUAUUCUGGCAAGGAAUCCUAAUGUCUUCAGGGAGAAAAGCAUGCAGACCAGAUACGGGGUACAAAGCGGUAAGAAUUUUUGAUUCUGUGUUACGAUUUAAGUUGUUCUGUAAGCAGGGAGCAAUGAUAUUGACAACAAAUAUAUAUAACUACAUCUGUGAUGUUUGUGCCCAUACGUUGUACCUAAUAGAGAUAGAAAGCUGUAUAUUUUGACAUCUUCUAAGAGUGAUUAUAUUAGAAUAAGCAUGGAAAUAACUCUACGGGUAUUUUUUGUAAAAAUAAUGUUUAGUUUCCCUACUGAAGUUUACUUUCCUGGAGGAUUGAUUGGAUUUUAGUUUCAUUUUAUUUGAAUUUCUUUCUGGUAAAGUUCAUAAAUUUAUCUUAAUGAACAAUUAAAGUUGGGAAAAAUAUACCUUGUUCUUAUUGGAAAACUGUAUUACAGCACAUCACUGCAGCGAUAGUUCUUUAAUAGCUCUAGGGUAAGGAAUGGGGUUGAAAGAACCAUAUUUAACAGUUCUUUCCUGCCAUUCUUGACAGCAGUGUGUGAUGCCUUAGAAAUUUUACUGUUUUGACGGCUGAUUCUCUUCUGAGGUGUAUACUGCUGGAUAGCAAAGAUGGAGAAAUGGAGAUAACAAGCAAAGGAUUAUUCAGACUCUAGUUUUCAAUCUAAAGACUUAUUCUCUUGCACCCAUAACCUGUUCUUUAAUUGCCAAAUUUAAAAAUAAGAGCAUUUCCAGUUUCCACAGUGGGAGGAUAAAGCUUUGUUAUCAGUGUAGAAAUAUAGGUAGAAGUUCUAUAGGUGUCUAAAGGGGAUGGAAAGUGCGGGGAAUUUUUGGAAGGGGAGUGGGGACGAUUAGAUGAUCAAGUUCAUUCAUUUAGGCUAGCGAUUAAAGAGCUAUAUGAUAUUUGAAAAGAACUUGCUUAGGACAGAACAUGUAACAUUUCUUGUAAGAAUACAGAAAUUUUCUCGAAUGAAAAAGUUAAGGGCGAUGCUAAAUAUUGUAAAAGUUCACCGAUUGUGAAAAUUAAGCUCUGAUAACAGUCUCCAGAUUCUGUUUGGUGACAGCCAUGGCAGAAUAUCAUUUUUCCAGCUGUGGGAGGAGUUGUGACUGUCCUGCUAAUUUGCAGAAUGGUACCACAAAGAACAUAUGCUUGAAUCAGAGUUUUGCACCAGUUCUCUAAAAUAAUUUUUUGCCAGUGCAAGAGUGAGACAAUUUCUGGAAUUAUUUGAUCCAGCAGAGCAUUUUUAAAGAAAGAAAACAAAACUAGUUAAUUUCUUUCUAAACUUGGCCAAUAUUGUGAUUCAGAGAAGGAAACACUUAUGUAGCUUGAUUCAAUAGUUCAGAGAAGGAAACACUUAUGUAGCUUGAUUCAAUAGUUCGAGUAAUCCUUAAUGAAAUAAGAGCACCUCUAUCUUUAGUAAGUGUGCUUUGACCUAUAAUUGGAGGAAGAUAUUGGAACAGAAUUAAAAAUCAAUGUGAAACUUAAACAAUAGUUGAUGCCUUGUUAACUUGAUUAAAAUAACAUUUCAGAAAAAUAGAAGAGAUGAGAAAUAAAAAAAAAUUACUUCA